Molecule: messenger RNA, 1296 nt
Organism: Maniola jurtina (meadow brown)
Lineage: Eukaryota; Metazoa; Arthropoda; Insecta; Lepidoptera; Nymphalidae
Product: hepatic lectin-like
Exons: 6
Coding region: 387-1139 (250 amino acids)
Source: RefSeq, a predicted model, not a curated record
AAGAGUACACAGAGAGAAAACGUUCAUCCUGAUUUUCUCUUCCCAAAAGCAUUUUCUUUCAAAAAGCAGAACCUUUCCUUUUCCAAUUUCAGUAGGAACUGAGCAGUUUUCCAAUUCGAUAGGAAAAGAAAAUAAGAAGGUUUUUCUCAGCGAAAUCUUUGGGUUUCUUGCUGACUUUUCUCAGUAGAAUUUGCUUUUCAAGCCAGUGAAAGUGUCCUGACUCCUGACUUAGAUCUAUAGAAUGCAAACAGUACAGAUACGAUUAUUCGUAUGUCUCUGAAGUAAACGGGUGGUUCAAACUGCACCGCAUACCGGCCACCUGGCAUGACGCCUGGCUACGAUGCCAGCUCGAAGGGGCAGUUCUGGCGUCUCCCGAGAACAUCUACAUGAACCUGGCGAUGAGGAAUGUGAUGAAGAGCAAGCAGGUCCCCUGGAGCGGCGUCCACACGGGGAUCCACGCCACCCUCUCUAAAGGGGACUUCUUUUCCGUCGAAGGUGUCCCAUUAUCCAGGAUGCAAGUGGACUGGAUGCCAGCAGAGCCAGACAAUAAGGACAAUGACGAGGAUUGCAUCCUGAUGGUCGGCAACGGCACCAUUGCCGACAUCCGCUGCAACCAAGUUCACCCCUACAUGUGCUUCAGGAAGAAGACCAAGAACAUGGUGCUUAAUGGAUGCGGGACCUUCGAUCAAGAAUACAGCUUAGACCCGAGAACCGGUAGCUGCUACAAGUUCCACCGGGUCCCGCGGAAUUGGACCCGGGCGUACAUGACCUGCGCCGCCGAAGGAGCUCACCUGGCGGUUGUGAACAGCGAGACAGAAGCCAAUUUCCUCAAAGAGCUGUUCGAGAAGACGCCUGCCAAGUCCAUCAUCUCUGCCAUUCCUGGAAUCAUGCGAGACAUCAUGCACGUUGGAUUCCAUGAUUGGGGUGAACGCGGUGUUUGGACUACUAUUCACGGCACGUCACUCGUCGAGGCUGGUUUCAACCUGUGGGCGGAAGGGCAACCCGACAACGCGAGGCCUGGAGAGUACUGCGGCGGCAUGUUCCGCAACGGACGCCUCGACGACGUGUGGUGCCACGAGAGGGGGACCUUCGUGUGCGAGAAGACUCCCCAGAGCCUCAUGCAAGAGGAGGACCUCUGAACACCGCCCCAAAACAACCCCACGUUCUUGUCUUCUUCUUUGAUGCGGAUUUGCCAGAUGCCUGUCACAGUUCACGACCAAGACAAUUUCUGAUUCCCAUAUUGAUGCCACUUAUAGGAUUAAUUAGUUAUAAUAUUACGAUACAUAAUAUUAUUUA